AUGGUGUGCGGGUUUUUCGUGAAUACGCUGGAAGUGAUAAGGACGCGACAAGACACAGACUUUGGACCAGAUACAAACUGUGUGGGAGAUCCCCUUCCAGUGGGGAAGGGGGAUAGAGCGAAAGACCACCAGGACAAGUCAACUCCUAAAGAAAAUGAGUUACUGGGGCCUAGUGAGCGGGCCAUCACCAGCAUUGGUGUGGCCCAUCUUCCACAGCAUCAGGUUUGCUGCUGGAUAUCAAAGCCAGGCCUGGGCCUGCUGCUCUUGCGUGAUGAGCGGAAGGUGACGCCGCACCGUACCUCGGGAGAGACUCCUGCUCGCCCUUCCCUUGUUCUGAAACACGGUGUCAUUCCAGAGGGCCUUGCGCACAACACUGCCGGGCAGGAACAACGGGAACUGCAGUCUCUGUGGUUUGCUUCGAAAGGAGUGAGCCAUGAAACAUCCGUCCUUCCCAACGUCUCUGGCGCUGUGUUUGAUGGGGAUGCUUACGGGAAACGGCCAGAUGUGCGGGACCACAGCUGCCAGAAUUCUCAGGCUAUGUUGGAAUUGCAGUCAGCCAGAUCAGGAAGGUGCCAGGCCUUCCCCUUUCCCCUCAAAGUAAGAAGAGACCUCUUCCCAGUCAAGGAGGCACCACUCAACAUGGCCUUGACGUCUUUUGAUGACCAGUACAAAGGCUGUGUGGAGUCGAUGGAAGCAAAGCUGCCGGAGCUGAACCACACCGAGUUUGCCAGCAACAGAGUCUAUGCUGAGGCCUGGGGAGAGGCGGCCUCCAAGUGGAAUGAGAGAAAGACCUCCACCUUGAGGUCUCCCGGUCUGAAACCAGAGCACGCCAUUGCCCUCAUGGCCUACACGGUCCAAGGCCGCUUCCACAGGGACUUCAACGCAGCUGUGAGGGAAGCUGGGCGCACCAGGGAGAACUAUCUCAACCACUUCAACUUCAAGACCUUCCACUUUCUCCUGACGCGAGCCCUUCACAUCCUGGGGACCACCGCUCAGCCUCGAUGCCACAAGGUGUAUCGUGGGGUCAGAAAUGUCCGCUUCGUUUCUGAGCGCUCCAGGCCUGUCCGCUUUGGACAAUUCACCUCUUCGUCGUGCAGCAAUGAGAGCGCUCUGCGGUUUGGCACAGACACCUUCUUCACCAUUGAGACUUGCUAUGGGGUCAACAUCAAGAAUUACUCCUUCUUCCCAGGCGAGGAAGAAGUCCUCAUCCCACCCUUCGAGAAAUUCAAGGUGGCCAAUUUCACAAAGGGGCAAGAGUCCAACUUUAUCCAUCUUCUCUCGCUUGAAGACGCCAGCAUCUACAACUGUGUGUUUGUGAAAGAAAAGAAAUGCAAGGCAUCCUUUUGCAAUUCCAACUCAGGGAGUGGGAUAAUAAUUAUUUUGUUUCUAUCACACCUUUGCUCUCUCUUUCCCCACUGCCGUUUAAUCUUGGCCCAUGCAGCUCUGAGAUCGGAGCUACUGGUCCAAAGCCCUCUUGGGCGAUGGGCUCGUUCUGGUUGUUGCUCCUCUUUAACUUGCUCCUUUCCCCCAAAACGAGCCUGCCUCAUCCCACCGUCGGCAAAGGUCUGA
Python bivittatus (Burmese python) is the source of this 1569-nucleotide messenger RNA. The record is from RefSeq and is a predicted model, not a curated record. NCBI's taxonomy places the organism in Eukaryota, Metazoa, Chordata, Lepidosauria, Squamata, Pythonidae.